This is a messenger RNA of Blepharisma stoltei, 2378 nucleotides long. The record is from the annotation of a GenBank genome assembly. NCBI's taxonomy places the organism in Eukaryota, Ciliophora, Heterotrichea, Heterotrichida, Blepharismidae.
AUGUGUGACGACCUAGAAGCCGAACUUUUAAAUGAUAUCGUAACCCGGCGGAGACGAAUGCAAAUUGACCCUAAAAAGCCUCGAAAUCACCGAAACUAUCGUGAGUGGAUGGACUUAGAUAACGUGAUUUCUAUAUGCUCUCGGAAACUUCAUAAUGGUCAAUAUCAUCAAAAAGCGCUUUAUAUUCGUGCAUCAGCCUAUCUAAAGCGUGGAUGGUUUCAAGAGGCAAUAGACGAUUGCGAAGCCCUAAUUCAAAAUGAUAAAACCUUUGUAGGUGGCUAUUACAUCCGCGGGCUAGCUUAUGAAAGAUUAGGCGAAAUUGACAAAAGCAUUGAAGAUUUCACAACAGUCCUGAAACUUGACCCAAAUCAUAUAAAUGCAGCCUAUGCACGAGGAACAUGCAGAAAUAGAAAAGGGGACUAUUUAAAAGCUAUUGAAGACUAUUCAAUGGCUUUAGAAAAAGACACUGAGAGAUAUUCAUUAUCCCCAAAAAGAGAAAGAAAUACGCAUUCUAGUUCAACAAGUUCAAGAUUAAGCACAGGAACAGCUGAAGAUUUAAAUAUUUAUGAUAAAUAUCAAGAUAUAACAGCAAGCCUUUUAAGGACUUUUCCAGAGGAAAAGACUGUCAGAAUUAGCCUUCUCAAUCAAGAUCAUGAAAAUAAAAAAUCUGUUGAGACUUGGUUUACCCAGGGAUGCUUGGCUAAAAAACAAGGCGAUUUUAAUAGGGCUUGUAUAUGUUAUUCUGAAGCUUUGAAAAUGAACCCAAACCAUUUCAAGUCAAUCUUUAACCGAGCUUUUGCUUAUCACAAAUUAAAAAAAUUCGAAGAAGCCAUUUCAGAGUACACAAGAGCUAUAGACUUAUUUACCAAGAAUAGCCCACUAAGGAGCAUUUUUGGUUGACUGGACCAUAGCUGGCUUGCCAAAUUCGUUGGCAUGCCAUAUUUUUUGGCUAAACCAAAUUUAAGAAUGGCGGACCAAAAAAUGCUCCUUAGUGGGCUAUUAUUAAAAAAUAGGUAUAGACCUAGAGCCGAAUAAUCCUUUUCCAUAUUACAAUAGAGGGAUAACUUAUGACUGUCUUGAAGACUAUGAGUCCUCAAUUCGGGACUUUUCAAGCGCAAUAGCUUUGGAUCCUGCUAAGCCAGAUUUUUAUUAUAAUCGAGGAUUUGUGUUUAGGAAGCUUGGAGACUAUCAAAGCGCAAUUUCUGAUUAUUCCAUUGCAAUAAAAUAUGAUCCACAUAAUGUGAAAGGGUAUUUUAAUCGAGGAUAUUGCAAAGAAAUGCUAGACGAUCUUAAUGAUGCAGAAAGUGACUAUGAAAAUGCAUUGCAUUUUCAGCCUGAUCACCUAGGAUCUUUGAAUGGUCUUGCCACAGUACAAGAAAAAUUAGGAAAAUACCAAGAAGCGCUGCUUAAUUUUGAACAGGCGCUGAGGAUUGAUAAUAAAUAUGCCCCAGCUUAUAAUGGCAGAGGACUUGUGUGGAAUAAAUUGUCAAACUAUGAAAAAGCUUUGGCUGAUUUUUCGAAAAGUAUAGGAAUAGACCAAGAAAAUCCUAUAUAUUGGCACAACCGAGCCUGCUGUAAACGAAAUAUUGGUAAUGCUGAAGAGUCUUUAGAGGACUACAAAAUGGCUAUUGAGCUUGACCCUAUGAAUCCUCUAUUAUACGCUAAUAGAGCUCUAGCUUUCCGUAAGCUAGAAAGAUUCAAAGAAGCUGCUGAUGAUUAUUCCAAAGAAAUUGAGCUAAAAUCCUCACUUUCCCUCCAAAAUUGGGCACAAUAAUUGCAAUCUUCCUGUUUUUGAAAAAAAAAUUGUUUAUAUAUAAGUGAUACUUUUUAUAUGAAAUCUAUUUAAUUUUAAAUAGAUUGAGUUUUAAAUUAAAAAUAAAUUUUCCUAUAUAAUUUCGAGAAAUAAUAUAAUAUUUUUAAAAUAGAAAAUUAAAAGCAAAAAUUUUGCUGUUCAUUUAAGGAGGGAGAUGAGUCAGUAAAAGCUUACAAUAACCGCGCAUUUUGUUACUCUAAAAUAAACCAGCACAAGCUUGCUAUUGAAGACUACAACUAUGUGAUUUCCAUUGAACGAAAUAACACCCAAGCACUUUUUAAUAGAGCAAUUUCUUAUGAAAGAGUCAAUGAUUUUGAAAAUGCCAUCAAAGAUUUUAACGCUGUAAUUUUAUUGGAACCUAAUAACGCUAACGCUUAUUUUAGCAGAGGCUGCUGCUAUGAAAAUCUUGGAGAACUAGAUAUAUAGUCUUUUCCCUUGGAUUUUCUCUAUUUAAAAAUAAUUAAACCUAUUGCCCAAUUUUAAGGAAAAUCUAAUAGCAAUUUGUGAUUAUUCGUUGGCUCUGGAAUUAGAUACCAAAAAUGGAGGAAAACAUAGUGUAAAUUAA